AUGUCGAGAUCGUGGAACCAGCCGUUUUGCGCCAUGGACGGCACGACCAGCCCCGGAUGGGGAAGCGGGAACGAGCCCGUUGUCAACAACCUUCUCCCAGCGUCGUUUGUGACGUUUUUCCCAGCGGCCCACGAGGCCAAGACGGAGAUGUGCGUAUCAGACCGACCGACGACGACUUCCACCUCGCCCUCGCUAGAAUCCCCUUACUGGAACCAGGUACUGACGCGAUUUCCGGACAGUUCGUGGGCGGACAAUUUGGUCGCCCAAAAGCCAGCGACCAUCCUGCGUGCGUGGUGCCGCGUGCCCGUUGCCGCUGGCCCUUCGACUCUUCGCAAGGGCAUGACCAUCAUGAAGCGGGUGGGCCGAGUGGCCCGUGUUGUGGCGGCCAGCCAGGCCGCAGCAGAGAUUGAGGUGCCAGAAGGCGCCGAGGAAACCCAGCGGGCGAACCGUCGCCGUCUUGAUUCGUUUGUGCCGACGGCUGAGGCCGUGUUGGAGUUGGUGGGAGAGCCUCUGUCCAGGGCAGAGGUGGCAAGCGCCGUUAUGCGCGCCAAGGUGGACGUGGCAAACUGCUACCUCCAUGAAGAGUACACCGACGUAUCGGAGCAGAGAAACCUGGCCAAACAGAGCCAGUACACCAAGAAGACGGUCCCGUUGAGGCGCCGCUUCAACACCUACUCCUCCGUCGAUUUCGAAUAUGCGAGCGGAGGCAAUGGCUACGCCAUUUACAGCGAGCUCCAUCCUAUACUCUCCAGAGCUAUGCAGGGCGGCGUCACCGAAAUCGACGUCAACAUGGCAUCCAUCACAGAGGCUGGAGUCCACCUACGAUCAAUGUCUCGCAACCCACGAGUUCCUCUGGCUGCCAGCGGCAUGCCAGAGCUAUCAGACAUCGCUGACGACAGCGAGCCGUCCAGCGUUCUGACCUUGGAGCCUAAUGAGUCCAUGUCCGACGCCAAGUCUCCGACCAAGCGAGCUUCUACCCAGUCCCCAAGCCCUACCAAGAGCAGCAAGAGCUUCCGCAAGAGACUCAGCGACACAAUUGUCAGACUGUUGCCGGGAUCCUUCCCUCGGGCUGAACCUUCUCCCAUCAAGCCGUCUUCUCCUCCGACACCCAACAUGGCCUUUGAAAGCCCUCGUCAGCAAACGCCCUCUAUCAGCAUUCCCAAGAGCCCCAGUGCAUCCAAGUCGCCUUUACUAUCGGCAAACUCUACUCCCGGCCUUAUUCGAUGGUCCAACCGCUCUUCCAAGGAAUCGCCCUUUGCUCGAUGGCGCCCAAAGCGCAAAUCCGAACCUGCUCGUCUCUCGACCACACCUUCACCUCCCCGCAACGACUCUUCCACCUUUGACGUUAGCAUGGAAGACGGCUCCAUCAUGUUUGGAUCCCCUGUACACCAGUCUCGCCCCAACGCCCCUACUCCUUCUAAAUGGAGCGGUCUUCUAUCUUCUACCCCUAUCCAACAGGCUUCUUCUGCAGCUGUCACGCCCGCCAAUGACGGAGCGUCUCUCGGUUUGGUCAAAUCCCUGCCUGAGUGGAUGCAGCACACCCAGUCACCUGCGACUCUCGAAAAAAGCCACCCCAGCAACAUUGAUUUCCGACCCGCCUCUCCAUCAUUCACCAGUUCAGUUUCGUGGGUUAAUGUCCCAACGGACACAAUUGAAGUGGAGCGCACAAAGAUUGUCAGGCGACGCAAAAGUGAGCCGCUGGUCAGAAACAUGCUCAAAUCUCAUUCUUUGCGACGAACUUCACUUUCACCUCAGAAACCGAGAUCAGGUGGGGCCAUGCCCACCGUUGAUGAACCAACAUUUCCCAGCCAUGAUUCCAUCUCUCGAAUUCCCGAGCAUUCUCAGCUUUCUAACUUCUUCAACUCUUCCGCGACUCAAUCAAACACUCUAUCAAACACUCUGAACAACGCUGCGACCGAACAAAACACACACAUGGACGCCCAAGGCAUGGAACCCCAAGGCGUGGAAUCCGAUGACCCGCACGGUUUUGGCCUCCUCGCGUGGAACUACAAGGCACAGAUAGAGGAUGUGGUGAGAGAGAGAAGAAACGCCCCUCCUCCUGUUCGCCAUCCAGACGAUGUUUUCGACGACCCCAACGACAGAUACCGUCGUGAAUCUCCUCCCCCGCACGACCCCGUGAAGCGGCUGGCCCGCUUCGCGGAAAACGGAUGCUACGACAAGGCCGGCGUCACAAUUGCUCGGAGGGAAGGCAGGCUUCUUGUUCAGUUUAAGCUGCCGAUCAAGCACAUGUACCUGUUCCCCCAAAACUACCGCGACCAGGGUUCUCCAGAGCCAGAGUCAGACGACUUCAUACCCCAGUUCCACCGCGAAUUCCCAGGGGAAACACCCGAGCCCCCCAGCCCCGAACAUCGACAGAGAUCUGAAUGGAGCUCGUCGCCUCUCGCAGCGGAAGAAUCUCAUCUCGCUGAUAAGACCCUUGUUGUUUCCGACUUUGGCGGCUCUCCUACCAAGCAAACCUCGGCGUCUGCUGAGAAUGAAGAAUCUCAUCUCAUGAACGAGACUCUCGUCGUUUCCGAUUUCGGCUCGCCUGCAAAGCACUCUCCAUCUCCCGACCAUAAAGACUCUUAUCCCAGUGAUGAAACCCUCAUUGUUUCCGAUUUUGUUACCUCGCCUGCCAAGCGCGGCUCGUCUUCUCGUCAAAGCGUCGCCAACAGCUCACCCGCCCCGACAUCGCAAAAGAGUCCCUAUACACCCGCCGAUCAGCUCAUCAUUCCUGACUACUUGACCACGUCUGAGAGAAAAGUCUACAAGCCUGGCAUGGUCUACAAGCCUGACAUGAACUCUCCGCCUCUCGUGCCCUCGGAACUUGCCACCAACCCAGAGCUUCCCACGAACUCAGAGCUUGCCGUUAAUACCGACAGCUCGUCUCUCUCUGACCUUGAGAACACGCCACCUCUGAACGAAUCGUCUGAAUUGAGCAUUGCCAUCAUGGCCGCCGAGAACGUAACAGAGCAGUCUGCCUCUGCAGAUCCCGAACCAUCACCCACCGAUUCAACCACCACCGAUGAUCCUACCUCAACGUCACCCAUCUCAUUUACACCCGUGAACCAAGCCGGCGCUCAAAAGAAAGCAGCUAGCCCGACCCUCAGCAACAAGCAAGGCUCCCCUACCAGUCCAGAAUCUGGAAGGCUAUACCCCAUCAGCCACGACGAUACCCCUGAGCGAAAUUUUCUACGCGAUUUCAUCAGACGUUCGAGACCCCGACGUCUUUCCACCACCGAGACCGGCUCCCCCAUAGCCCCUGUGCAGCGUCAACCUCUUGGAGCUAGAAGCCCUAACAUGGAGACUCAGCCAAAGGAGAAGCGCAAGUUUGAGAGCAGCGAGGGAGAAGGGAACGAGAACGAGCCGGAGACCCAGCCGGAGCCUGCCCCCAAGCGAAUUCGCCGCGUCCAUCGAACCACCCCGCCAAAGCCAAAGGCUGUUACUGCCAUGAACCACUCGGAUGAUGAAGAUCCCCUCGCCAAGGAUGUGGCACCGACCAACGAUGCUGCCGACGAGCUCGCAAACGACCAAGAGAAGAAGGAGGCCUCAGUUCCGGCUGCAUCCCGCCGAUCAUCGCGCCUGAAGACCAAGCCAAGCGCCAUCCCCAAGCCGUCGGUUCCAGCGCCCACUAGAGUCGGUCGCGGACGCCCCCCUAACGCAACCCUGGGCUCCGUGCGCAACGAACAGCAGGACUUGGUCCACCAAACCCGCGCCAACACUCGCCGUAACAAGGGGAAUGCAGAGUACCCUGCCCAAUUUUUGGCUCGGCACUCUGAGGAGGAAGAGGGAGAGGCAAGCCAGCAGGACGAGGCCGAAGCCUCCAAGGCCGGGCGCGGCAAGAGCGUCGUUUGGAAGGAGCCGCUGGAAUCGUACCAGGAGGAGGAGAGGCCAAAGAGGGGGCGGCCGUCGGCAGCAGCCAAGGAGGCCAAGGCCAAGGCCAAGGCCAAGGCCAAGGCGGCCGGGAACCGGAUCUCCAAGCCGGCGGCCAAACCCUCGGCGGCGGCGCAGAAGCAGCGGUCGAGCCGGAUCGCGGCCGGCCUAGGAAUGGCAGGGAACGGGACUCCUGCCCCCAAGCGCGCGACUCGCGCGUCAACACGGGCUCGGAAGUGA
Trichoderma aggressivum f. europaeum is the source of this 4113-nucleotide messenger RNA. RefSeq lists its product as uncharacterized. Lineage: Eukaryota; Fungi; Ascomycota; Sordariomycetes; Hypocreales; Hypocreaceae. The transcript has 3 exons. The record is from RefSeq and is a predicted model, not a curated record. The coding region runs from base 1 to 4113 and encodes 1370 amino acids.